Messenger RNA from Lynx canadensis (Canada lynx), 1434 nucleotides. RefSeq names its product C1q and TNF related 9 (gene C1QTNF9). The record is from RefSeq and is a predicted model, not a curated record. The coding region runs from base 261 to 1259 and encodes 332 amino acids. The transcript is spliced from 4 exons. NCBI's taxonomy places the organism in Eukaryota, Metazoa, Chordata, Mammalia, Carnivora, Felidae. Gene Ontology annotation, molecular function: protein binding.
UGAAGAGCCGAGUCUUCUGAACAGAUAGUGCUAGAAGACGCUACCUGACUCCAGUCUGGCUGCAAGUUUUGAAGCUCUUCCAAAACAUCUUGUGCCUUCCUCGGUUCCCUCCCCUUCCUGCUGUUUUGCAGAUACAUCCACUAGGGAAUUAUGUGGCAGGAAGGCGUGAUUUUAUUUAGUGAGCCCUUGAGUCCUGGUUUGUGCAGCCCCUGCAUGCAGCCCGUGGCCCUGGGGUUCAGCUCAGCUCCAUCAUCUGAAACAUGAGGACCUGGUUGCUUCUGCUCGCCGGCGGGAUCUGCAUGGGAAACGUGAACGCACAGGACACGUGCAGGCAGGGGCACCCUGGCGUCCCUGGGAAUCCCGGUCACAACGGUUUGCCCGGGAGAGAUGGACGAGACGGAGCAAAGGGCGACAAGGGAGAGGCAGGAGAACCAGGACAUCCUGGUGGUCCAGGGAAAGAUGGAAUGAAUGGAGAGAAAGGAGAACGAGGAGCAGACGGAAAAGUCGAAGCCAAAGGCAUCAAAGGCGAUCAAGGCUCCCAGGGACCCCCAGGAAAACACGGGCCCAAGGGAUUUGUUGGUCCCAUGGGAGAGAAAGGCCUCCAGGGGGAGACUGGCCCUCGAGGGCCAAAGGGGGAGAAAGGCGACGUGGGGCCCACUGGUCCUCAGGGGCUACAGGGCCACACUGGGCCUUCGGGGCCAACUGGUCUACCUGGCCCCAUGGGCCCCGUCGGAAAGCCUGGCCCCAAGGGAGAUGCUGGGCCCCUCGGGCCCCAGGGGGAGCCGGGAGUCCGGGGGAUGAGAGGCUGGAAAGGGGACCGAGGCGAAAAAGGGAAAAUCGGCGAGACUCCCGUCUUGCCCAAAAGCGCUUUCACGGUGGGCCUCACGGUACUGAGCAAGUUUCCGGCUUCAGAUGCGCCCAUUAAAUUUGAUAAGAUCCUGUACAACGAAUUCAAUCACUACGAUGUAGCCACGGGGAAAUUCACUUGCCACGUUGCCGGGGUCUAUUACUUCACCUACCACAUCACUGUCUUCUCCAGGAACGUUCAGGUAGCUUUGGUCAAAAAUGGGGUAAAAAUCCUGCACACCAAGGACGGCUACAUGAGCUCAGAGGACCAGGCGUCUGGAGGCAUCGUGCUGCCCCUGAAGCUGGGGGACGAGGUGUGGAUGCAGGUGGCAGGAGGGGAGAGGUUUAACGGCUUGUUUGCGGAUGAGGACGAUGACACAACUUUCACGGGCUUCCUUCUGUUCAGCCAGUGACGGGGAGGCGGUUAGACUCUGCUCACCACCCAUCGGAGACGGCUUCGUGAAAAUGCUGUCCGAUGAUUCUACUCUACGAAGCACCCUCAUUACUGUAAUCAUCACAGAGCGGCACCCAAGUGCUCGUGUCGGGGCGCCCGGCUGGCUCAGCUGGGGGGGGCCUUGCAGCUCUCGA